AUCUAACCAGAAAAGUUGAACAUUUGAAUCAUAGACAUAGGAAUCGAGGUGAUGGAUUUUAAAUGUAACUUUAAGUGGAGCUGUAUGAAAGACUUUGGCCAACAAUAUCCAUGUCUAAUUUUUACUUUACUGUUUUUGAGUUCUGAAUUUGGAAUAGUUUCUGCAGCAUUUCCAUUAUGAGAACUGACCCCAUAUUUGUCUCUGUUAAUAAGGGGUGAACUAGGCUGCUGUAUCCAUGGGAGAGCAAUCUAACAAGAAGAGAGGGACAGAAAGAGGAGGGGAAAGGAACAAAGGAACUUCUGCUAUUUUUCAAAACAAGCACUGUAGUUAAAAUCAAGUGCAAUCCUUUGAUUAAGCGUCACAUAUUCAGAGCAAGCUGCACAAUGGCUCCCUUACUGCUGUUACUACUGCUGCCCGGAUCGCUGGCCUGCCAUGUUCAUCUCAGCAUUUCAGAUGGUAACAUUUACUUUACCAUUAACACCAGCCACACUGUAAUUACUGACAAUCGGCCUGAUACUGUGACAUGUUUGGAGGAUGGAUUUCCCUGCCACAUUGAAUGCACGUUCAGCAACUUGACCGAAUGGCGCAAUAUAUCCUCUGAAUGCUUCAAGGCUGAAAAGACACGAGGUCCCAACAUGACCGAGUACAGAAUAACAAAAGAUAGCAGUUGCAGUGUAUACAUGUGCACCAGCACUAGCAUCUUGCCACUCAUUGCUUCACUGGCUAGUAACAGCUCUGGCCAGACAGCAAUGAUGCAACUCUCCCACAUAAGGUAUAGCUGUCCAGAGCUCUUCAGUAGCAACCAUCAAGUCAAGAGAGCCUUUAUAAGUGCGGAAAAAAAGAUGAUUCAUGACAUCAUGGGAACAUCCCGGCCUGAGCCUGGAGGCUUUGUUAACUACAACCUGAAAGACUUUUCUAUCAAUGUGUACAACAUCAGUGAGGCUGACCUCAACUCCAUAAACUCCAGGAUCCAGCUUAAAGCCCCACAGCUGCUGCCUGAAAACAAGCCAUACAUCCCUGACGUUUGGCUGCCUGCGUAUGCCCUUCGCAACAUCCCAGAGGAGAAGAGGAUCAUUGGUUUGGUCAGCUACAUGCAGCACAGCCAGUUCCAAUUUAAACAGAAGGAAAUCUCAUCGAUGGUUCUCAGGAUAGAGCUACUGGGCGAACAACAACUUCAUAAUCUGAUGACACCAAUCAAGAUGACUUUCGGAAUUCUUCCACACACAGAUGUGGAAAGUCUAAUUAAGCUUAAUGAAUCAUUACAGUGUCACUAUUUUGAUGAAAAUGAGUGGCUCUGGAAAACAGAUGGCUGUGAGACCAAUGGUACCCAGACUGAGAUCAUUUGCAGCUGUGACCAUGCAACACCUUUUGCUGUCCUACUGAUGAGAGAGCCAAUUGCAGAAAUCCACUGGAAAAUCCUGUCAUACAUCAGUUACAUAGGCUGUGGCCUGUCUGCAUUCUUCACUGCUUUGUCCCUGGUGAUAUAUGUCUUCAGUAGAAAGCACAAACUGGAUUACUCCAUCUCUAUCCACGUUUCUCUGAGCGGGGCCUUGUUUCUGCUCAACUCAACCUUCCUGCUGACCGAGUGGGGGUCCAGAGUGAAGCCGGACUGGGUGUGUGUGUUUAUCGCCGCUUUCAUGCAUUAUGCUUUGCUCUGCUGUUUCACCUGGAUGGCCAUAGAGGCACUUCACCUCUAUCUACUGCUGAUAAAGGUGUUUAACACCUACUUCAAACACUACCUGGUCAAACUGUCUCUUGCUGGAUGGGGGAUCCCCGGUGUAAUCGUAGCAGUCUCUUUGGGAGUGAAGGACUUCAAACAGUUUUACGGAGUUACACAAAUGACCAUUGCUGAUACUAACCAAACUAACACCAUCUGCUGGAUCACUGAUGACUCCUUCUUCUACUCCUUGAACCUGGUGUAUUUCACCCUUAUAUUCAUCUUCAACUCUGGCAUAUUGAUGGCAGUGGCCUCUAACAUCUGCAAGAUGAAACGAGUGUUCAGGAACAAGUCCAAGCUUGGAGUGCAGGCUGAUGGAGAGACAUGGAAUGACUUGAGGUUCAGUGAGUCCUGCAGGAGUGGCCUCACUGUAAUGGGUCUUACCUGCCUGAUGGGGACCACCUGGGGCCUGGCCUUCCUGGGCUCAGGAUAUGUCAACUACCCCAUCCUCUACCUCUUCUGCAUCCUCAACUCCACACAAGGUUUCUUUAUUUUCCUGUGGAUCUGCCUGUCGGCCAAGAAGCAGAGGAAGAGAGACAUGGAGGACAAACUGUCCUCUACUCCUGUGAUGUCUUCAGGAGUCAAAUUUGAUUAGACUCCCUUUGCUGCCAUUAGUCCUGAUGAUAAAGGCCUGAUGUAAUCACUGAUAACAUAGCUGUGCUGGUAAUCCCCAUGUAACCACAGAAACUCCCAUAUGUAACCCUGUUUGAAAUGUCCUUAAACUGUAAAACACUUUUAUCUGUAACUUUAUUAUUAUCCUCACGUAAAUGUACAUUUAUUUUUUAGGCUUAAGUGUCAUUUUAGUGAAGCUCUUUCCUUCACUAACUUACUAUAGAAUUUUGUACCUGUGUUUUUGAAUAAAGUCUUAAUAUACCAGAAUAGAGCAAUGGUAACUUG
Molecule: messenger RNA, 2614 nt
Organism: Epinephelus fuscoguttatus (brown-marbled grouper)
Lineage: Eukaryota; Metazoa; Chordata; Actinopteri; Perciformes; Serranidae
Product: adhesion G protein-coupled receptor G3-like
Exons: 14
Coding region: 384-2312 (642 amino acids)
Biological process (GO): adenylate cyclase-activating G protein-coupled receptor signaling pathway; cell surface receptor signaling pathway
Cellular component (GO): membrane
Molecular function (GO): G protein-coupled receptor activity
Source: RefSeq, a predicted model, not a curated record